This is a messenger RNA of Oncorhynchus tshawytscha (Chinook salmon), 1506 nucleotides long. Its product is annotated as C1q-related factor-like. Gene Ontology annotation, molecular function: protein binding. Lineage: Eukaryota; Metazoa; Chordata; Actinopteri; Salmoniformes; Salmonidae. Bases 508 to 1290 code for a protein of 260 amino acids. The record is from RefSeq and is a predicted model, not a curated record. The transcript is spliced from 2 exons.
CACACCACACGCAUGCACACGGACUCUAUGACUACUCUCUCCGUCUCUCUUUCUCACACUCACUCUCUCUGUUUCGUCCUCUUACCAUUCCUCUUGUUUCUCUCUAACACUCCUCCUCCUGAGUGUUCCUUCCUUUGAAUCCUCUUUCUUUCUCCUUUUUCAUGCCGAGAGUUUGGGACUAAAUUCUGUAUGUCGGCUCGUGUAUGUGUGUGCUCCCUAUGUGCGUCAGUGUGCACGCUGGUGAGCGAGAGUGUACGGGAACUACCUCCGUGUGAGUGAAAGCAGUGAGGCGUAUCAGUGAGUGUAUGUGGGUCUCUCUCUUACACUCACACACUCGCCGCUCCUCCUCCUACUCUACUUGGGAUCCCUGUGUCCCUUUCCUCGGUGGCAGGCUCCCCACACCCAGCAGUCACCAUUUCCGCCCCAGGGAGAGCCACGCUGGCAGCACAGCCCCUUCCCCGACUCAGCAUCGGGAGGAAGACCCUGGUGGCGGCUGCCGUCGGGGUCAUGCUGGUCCUGGUGCUGGUGGUCCUCAUCCCCGUCCUGGUCAGCUCCGUGGGCACCGACACCAGCCACUUUGAAAUGCUGGGUACCUGCCGCAUGGUGUGUGACCCCUACCUGAACAAGGGCACCACGGCCAGCAGCACCAGCUCCAGUGGCAUUCAGGCAGAAGCCGAGGCCCUCAGCGACAACAGCAACAUGCCCUCCACGCUGGUGCAGGGCCCCCAGGGCAAGCAAGGCAGGCCAGGUAAACCUGGACUCCCUGGACCGCCUGGAGAGCCAGGGCCACCAGGGCCAGUGGGACCCCCUGGAGACCGAGGGUCUGGAGGGAGGACUGGGAUUUUGGGGUUGGGGGGGAAUGGAGCUAUCAGCACGGCCACCUACAGCACAGUGCCCCGGGUGGCAUUUUACGCAGGGCUUAAGAACCCCCAUGAAGGCUAUGAGAUCCUUAAGUUUGACGACGUGGUCACCAACUUGGGAAACAACUACGACGGCAUCUCGGGCAAGUUCAUCUGCAGCAUUCCUGGCACCUACUUCUUCAUCUACCAUGUGCUGAUGAGAGGAGGGGAUGGGACCAGUAUGUGGGCAGACCUCUGCAAAAACGAACAGGUGCGAGCCAGCGCCAUCGCCCAGGACGCUGACCAGAACUAUGACUACGCCUCCAAUAGCGUCAUCCUCCACCUAGACGCAGGCGACGAGGUCUACAUCAAGCUGGACGGGGGCAAGGCUCACGGCGGCAACAACAACAAAUACAGCACCUUCUCUGGGUUCAUCCUCUACGCCGACUGAACCCACCCAGGUGCCACGUCCAGAGAGAGAAAGACAAAGUAAGAGAUUGAGAGAAAGAGUUGUAAUGAGGGAAGGAAGGGGUUAAAAGCCAGAAUGCUUUCUAGUUUCCUGGUUGUCUCCAUCGUCGCACCAACCUCUGCUUAUAAAACACAUCAGCCCCAAAUCAAGGUUCUCCAGCUCAGCUCGGCCUGCCUGUCUGCCGUGCUGUGAGGGAGG